UCUGCUCUAAUGCUAAACAUGCAACUACUUUAUAGAAUAUCCAUUGUUAUCGGAGUGUUUUCUCUGCCUCUCAUUUUGGGUAAGGCUAAGAACCAGCUUCAGCCCGAAUUUCCAGAUGUGGGAAAGGUAUUCGAAGGCUUUCGGGCCGGUCUUGCACUCUCCGACAUCGACAAUGAUGGUGACCUUGACUGUGUAACGACUACUCAAGACAAUUACAAUGCCAGCGUGCAAAGUGCAACCUACGUUUGGCAUCUCCAGGCCGUAAACGGACAUGAAGCGCGAGAUAUUUACUUCUAUGUCCGCCCUGGCGAUGCCCCUGGCCAGAUCCUCUUCAAGAACGAAAAUGUUGAUGGGCCUCUCCAAGAGGGUACAGUAUUCUACUCUGACUACAAGGACUGCGUCGUGGUGGAUUUGCCUUACGGAAACUCCCAAGAAUGCAUGCUGUGGGUAUCUUGGGAAGCAAAGAACAACGUUCCUCAGCGUUGCAGAGACGAAUAUGAAGACAAGUGCGAAGACGCUAAAGAAGCAUUUGAUGAGGAGACCUGCAGCCCUUUUUUCGAAGUCAAUGGAUCAUAGGAUUGUUAUAGCAAUGACACAUGGAGAUUAUUAAUUGCACUACAGCACGUCGCUUGGCUAGUGUAUGCAAAAUAAGUUUCUCACGCUUACAUGGCUUCUAGCACAAUUCCAUAAAAUACCAACUAUAGGCACAAUUUUGAUUGAUCCUGUGGAGCAAACUUUUGAAGCUUUCAACAAUAAAAUCACGGCUGAAAUGCA
Molecule: messenger RNA, 774 nt
Organism: Dermacentor albipictus
Lineage: Eukaryota; Metazoa; Arthropoda; Arachnida; Ixodida; Ixodidae
Biological process (GO): symbiont-mediated perturbation of host defenses
Molecular function (GO): amine binding
Source: RefSeq, a predicted model, not a curated record